This is a messenger RNA of Endocarpon pusillum Z07020, 2610 nucleotides long. RefSeq lists its product as uncharacterized. Gene Ontology annotation, molecular function: protein serine/threonine kinase activity; ATP binding. Gene Ontology annotation, biological process: protein phosphorylation; regulation of MAPK cascade; intracellular signal transduction. The record is from RefSeq and is a predicted model, not a curated record. The transcript is spliced from 4 exons. Lineage: Eukaryota; Fungi; Ascomycota; Eurotiomycetes; Verrucariales; Verrucariaceae. The coding region runs from base 1 to 2610 and encodes 869 amino acids. Gene Ontology annotation, cellular component: cytoplasm.
AUGAAUGAGCAGCAAUCUUCCACACGGUUACGAUUCAGAUUUCUCGGAUCCUCCAAGACGACAAACCAGACUCAGAACCAGACCCAGACCCAGAAUCGAGAGAUCGGUUCACCACUUUCCGCUUACCGUCCAUCACUUCGCAAACCACAAUCUACUGCAUCGCUCCAGCGCCAUCCCUCUGCGCCUGUCUACCCACGAAUUCACACCCCACUCUCAAAUCGCGAGUCUCCUUCACAUUUCCGCACGAAAUCCAACGCUUACGGAUCGUCGAAUUCUUCCAUUGACCAGGCUAGUGCCGGUCCUUCGCCUAUCCUGCCCGGUUCAGAAUCCAGCCUGCCUACCUCUCCACCCUUUGCAGAUUCCCAACAGUCGCAUCCUUCCGCUUCAUCGCAGAGCUCAAAGGAUGACUUGAUUGGUGCGCCACUUGAAAAGUUCGGCAUCUCAAAGUCAUUUACUUUUGAUUCCAAAAACUUGUCCACAGUAAAGCGCCCCGCGCCCCCACCACUUCACCAUACCCACACCAACCCAGAGGCCAGAGGUCUGCACCUUUUGCGCUCGUCAACCACCAACGAUAACAUCAUGGAGGUCACUCCGCCGCGCUCUGACAAUGGCACAAUGAGUCCAAAGAGGUACUCCGAUGAUAGCAACAGCAGCAAACCGUCAAUCUCCGGUAGGAAGAAGAGUGGCUUCUCAAGCUUCGUGAAUAGCAUGCUCGGUAGUCCACGAAACAUCAAGAUCUCGUCCCCAGAGAAUCCAAUCCAUAUGAUUCACGUCGGCUAUGAUAACGUCACUGGUCAAUUUACUGGCCUUCCGAAGGAAUGGCAACGAAUGCUUGAGGACUCUGGCGUUUCCAAAACUGAGCAGGAAGAGAACCCCCAGUUGAUGCGCGACAUCAUGGACACGUAUCAGAAAAACGUCGGGGUAAUGGAGGAUCAAGGUGUUUGGGACAAGUUCGGCCACGCAAAGCCAUCUGAGUCGCCCAUUGUUAGCGGUCCGUUAAGCGCAACGAUCUCAGGUCCAAUCAGUACUCCCUUGUUUAGUGGUCCUAUGAGCCCAGGCGGGUACAGCUCGAUGGGUGGCGGCAUGAUCUCCCCUCCAGCCAGUCCCAGAUUUCCUCAGAAUCAUGAGACGAGCUUCGAAAACCCUAGAGCUCCUCCUCCUAUCCCUCGGUCACGCGCUUCCGGGACCCUCUCUCCAAAUCCUCAGAGUUCAAGGUCAAGUCUGGUCCCUAAUCGAGCUCCACCGAAACCUCGAGCCGCUCCGCAGCCACCAAUUGUGAAGGAAAUGGUAAUUCGACCAAGCCAGAAUACUACGAAACAACCAUUCGCCCCACCCUCAAUUCCUGAGACUGUUCCAGCUCCUCCAGAGUUGCAAUACAGUCACCCUGUCUCUAGUCCAGAUGGUUCUCCUCCGAGAGCUUCUCCUGGCACAGUCAACAACCCUGUCCAAUAUCAGCAACAACAGGAGCAAGCAAUGAUCGUAGCACAACAAGCCAUCGCAAGCAAGCAGCUCGAUCGCAGUCGAAGCCAAAAGCUGACCCAAGAGAUACCGGAGACUCAGCCAGAAUCCCAGCAGUUAACUCCCAUCACCCCUCAGCAGCAGUUUGCGAAUGUGCCAAGUCCCACAACUACCGCUCGACAACCUCAGCCACAAGUUGGGCCAGUUCCUGGCGCUCGACCCAGGAAUCGAACCAGGCAGAGUAAUGGCGCUGAGAUAACUCAGCGAUUGAAAGCCAUAUGUACCAUGGGAGACCCCACCACGAAGUACAAAGACUUGAGCAAGAUCGGUCAGGGAGCUUCGGGAGGUGUCUAUUCGGCGUACGAAGUUGGCAGUGACAAGUGCGUUGCUAUCAAACAGAUGAAUCUUGAGCAACAGCCAAAAAAGGACCUUAUCAUCAACGAAAUUUUGGUGAUGAAAGACAGUAAGCACAAGAACAUUGUCAAUUUCAUGGACAGUUUCCUGCAUCAGGGUGACCUCUGGGUUGUCAUGGAGUAUAUGGAGGGUGGCAGCUUGACUGAUGUCGUCACGUUCAACAUCAUGAGCGAAGGCCAGAUUGCUGCAGUGUGCAGAGAGACGUUGAAUGGCUUGCAGCAUCUUCACUCCAAAGGUGUGAUCCAUCGUGAUAUCAAAUCAGACAACAUCCUACUCUCGCUAGAAGGCAACAUCAAACUGACAGAUUUCGGCUUUUGUGCUCAAAUUAACGAGUCCGACAAAAAACGUACGACCAUGGUUGGAACACCGUACUGGAUGGCACCUGAGGUUGUGACACGUAAGGAGUAUGGACGGAAAGUCGACAUCUGGAGUCUAGGCAUCAUGGCCAUUGAGAUGAUUGAAGGAGAACCACCUUAUUUGACUGAAUCACCUCUUCGGGCUCUGUAUCUGAUUGCGAAGUACGGCACGCCGCAAAUCAAGGAAGAGCACAAGCUGUCACAUCUGUUCAAGGACUUCUUGCAUUUUGCUUUGAAAGUGGAACCGGAAAAGAGAGCAAGUGCCCAUGAUCUCCUCACGCAUCCCUUUAUGCAGUGUUGUGAGCCGCUGUCCAGUUUAGCACCUCUUGUCAAGUCUGCUCGUUUGAGCCGAGCUCAAGAGCGUUCCCAGAAGGGUAACUGA